Lethenteron reissneri (Far Eastern brook lamprey) is the source of this 8883-nucleotide messenger RNA. RefSeq names its product glucose-induced degradation protein 4 homolog. The record is from RefSeq and is a predicted model, not a curated record. Gene Ontology annotation, cellular component: GID complex. Gene Ontology annotation, biological process: protein catabolic process in the vacuole; protein targeting to vacuole; negative regulation of gluconeogenesis. Lineage: Eukaryota; Metazoa; Chordata; Hyperoartia; Petromyzontiformes; Petromyzontidae.
AGCGGCGGAGAGGCGCGCGAAGAUGCCGGUGCGCGCCGAGUCGCGCCUCGUGCCGCCGCCGCCCAUCAACACGCACCAGCCCGGCGUGAACACCUCGCUGCUCUACAGCGGCUCAAAGUUCAGGGGCUUCCAGAAGAGCAAAGGCAACGCCUACGACGUCGAGGUCGUGCUCAAGCAUGUUGACACGGAGAACGCAUUUCUUUGUGGAUAUUUGAAAAUUAAAGGUUUAACAGAGGAGUUCCCGGUUCUAACAACGUUCUUUGAUGGCGAGAUAAUCAGCAAGGGUCGGCCCUUUCUCACCAGGAAGUGGGAUGCGGACGAAGAUGUUGACCGCAAGCACUGGAGCAAGUUCCCAGCAUUUUUGCAGUAUGGUAAAACGUUCAACUCGGAUGAUUUUAAUUUUGAAGAACUAACAGAGAGCGACUUCAUCUUCAUGCGAUGGAAGGAGCAUUUUCUGGUACCGGACCAUAAAAUAAAGGACAUUAACGGAGCUUCGUUCGCUGGCUUUUACUACAUCUGCUUCCAGAAGUCUGCGGCCACUAUUGAGGGCUACUACUAUCAUCGCAGCUCAGAAUGGUUUCAAUCUCUGACGCUCACUCAUGUGACCGAGCACAGCCUUCCCAUCUACGAGUUCCGGUGACCAGACGUCAUCGCCGGUGGUGGCGGCGGCGGCGGCAGCAGCAGCAGUGAGAGGUGGUUGGGGCAGGAUGGUGCUGCCCAUGCGGCACUGCCCCAUCUCCACAUCUGCACGGGAGAUCUCAACCUGGUGAGAGAAGGCCGUAGUAAACAGAAGAGGCCAGGAGGUGCAGGCAUCUGAGCACGCCAACACACGACAGGGCGAUGCAUGGGGGCAAAUGCGACGUCCUGACACAUAGCCGCACUUGCUCGAGUGGCAGGGCAGAGGGGCCCCCACUUUUGACCAAUGUCGUUUUCUUGGCACUCGUCGCUUCGAACAUUUAACAGUGUUGAACCUCGCCUGGUUCGCAGGCCAAAUCUACACCAACCACCAAGGAAGGAAGUCUUACGAAUCAGUGUUUGAAUCGGUUUAUUCAUUUGGUGCAGAUCGCUGAAACUAAGACAGUGUUCAAACUCGAUUUACUGGGGUUGUUUUUUUUCCAAAUGGAAUCUGAUACAACCAUCGGAUAACUAAUUUUGCGGUUGUUGUGGAGCUUUGUGGGCAAAAUAAGCAGGCUUCUGUUCAUCUUUCUCCCGAAAAAAACGUAAAACUGGUGCGGAGUUUGGUGGCUUAAACAUAUGCCGUUUCAUAAAUAUAGUCCAGAAGUUACAUAGUGCUGUGGACUACAAACGUUUUUAAAUCUGGAGAGAUAUGGACAGCUGUCUGAUUUAUUUUCUAGUUACCUUUAUUAGGUAUUCAAGUUAUUGCUCACCUGAGCAAUCCUGGUUUGUUGGUGUUAAUCCUGGAAUGUGAUUUUCAUCUUGGACAUAACAAGCGGGUGAGAGAUGCAUUAUUGGAAAAAUCCAAGGCAAGCUCCCACAAUGGAUUUCAAAACUAAAACUUUAAAUAAUGACGAGGUAUUGAGCCCUUUGAAAAACAUUUUUUUUUUUUAUUUUGCGAAGGCAAUGUUUAUGCAUGUGGCUGAUGUGAAUAUGUUCGAGAUGGAAAUUGUUGGCGCAUGCUGUUAUAACAACACCACAAAUUAAUUUUGAGGGCGUGUGUUAUUAGACCCUUCUGGCAAUCCCUUCAGUUCAAACCACAACUAUCAAAAGGAAAUAUCCAUGAACAUGUCUAAUGAUAAUCGGCAUCCUGGAUAGAAAGUACACCCAGCUAUUUUACUCUUCUGAUAUAAAUAUAAUUGCCAAGCGUUAUUCCCUCUAGUGCUUGGGUCAUUGAUCAUUUGUUAUAUAUAUAAAAAAAAAUUGGAGUCUGAAUGUAAUCCCAAUAAAGCAUCCUUUAUUAUAUAGGGUACACCAUGUUAAUGUGAUUGUUGAAAAAAAGUAUUUUUACCCUCAUUGAAUGUUAAAGAAAACAUGGUACUUGAUUCCCUCAUACUGUAUACAUCCAAAACAUGUAACCAGUUGGAGACCUGAUAGGAGUCACUUAAAGCAUUUGCUUGUGGUUGUAGGUAAAUUGGUAAAGACUAAUAUUGUCACGUGCCUCUCUGCAGAUUAUAAUACGUGACUUAUACAGCACUUUGAUUUACAUUCGAAUUAACUUCAAGCUGUGGAUUAUUUUUUUUAAGUUUAUGGAGGCGGAAUGAAUUAUGCAAGUUGAAGUAUUAUUCUGAACAUCGAUUUAAAAAUCAAAGACAGACACGCCGUUUAUUUUUUAGACUGCAUAGAAUUUUCCUGGGCACCCACAGGGGCCUCCUCGAUCAUCGUGUGGAUUUUCACGUUGUGGCUCCGUACGCUCGACGAUCAUUUCACAGCACUUAUUUGGAACAUCAACAGCGGUUUAUGCAAAAGUAAGGAACAGGUGAAGCGAGCGAGAGGUGUGUUUAUGUAUUUUGUUUUAUUUUCCAAGCCGCAUUUAAAUCUGACGACGCGUUAAUCGCUUCCAGUGCCUUUAAAACCAGGUAGGUGCGCCCUCGGCGCGUGCACCUGGCAGAGGUCGCAAACGGGUUUUGAUUCCUUACCCGUACCCGGCCGCACCAGGGUCGCAAAUGGGUACCCGUACCCGGCCGGGUACGGGUACCCGUUCCCUACCCGUACCCUACCCGAAAUGAGUGACAAACGGUUACUCACCAAUGACUCACGGCCUACCCGUACCCGUACCCGGCCGCACCAGGGUCGCAAACGGCUACCCGUACCCGACCGGGUACGGGUAGCCGAGUAUCGUGUAGGGUACGGUAUCGGGUACCCGGUUGCGACCUCUGGCACCUGGCACCCAUCGCGUCGUGUGCCAUGAUAAUUUUACAUUCUCUUAUCAAGUUGCCGCUUCGGUAAACUUGAUACACGAAUGAAUGGUUGGUGAAACAACAGCGGGAUGUUUGUUUUUAUUAACCGUUGCCGAGAGGAAACGAAAAUGGUAACUUUACAGCCAACUAGCCCGUGACAUUUGGAAAUAUGCGUUUGCUUCUUCGGGCUGAGAUGACACUUCUCAUGUAUAUGCAACAUUUUCUUACCACAGGGCUUCCCGAACCGUUAAGCUAUCAAGACUUAGCCGUGUCCCUUCGUAUGGUUUUGAGCCUGAGCCUUGCUUCUUCCAUUUGCGUACAAUUGUGACGUGAUCUCAAGUUAGACUUCUUCAAGAACGGUUCCAACUCGUUCGGUCUGAAUACCCAUUGUGUGUUCAUGACAUUUGUGUACAUCAGUCGUGAAAUAAUUGAUUAAAGCGGUGGAUUAUUUAAAAAAUAUAUAUUAAGAUCGAUUAAUCGGCAAUCAUGUUGAAAUGGUGAAUGCCAGGCAUCUGGCCCUCAAAAUCCUGAAACUGCGCAGUGCACGCGAACUCCGUGAUGGAACGAUGAUGACUCCAUCAAUGUCCGCCCAUCUUCACCUCGCACAUAUGAGCCACAUAGCGUGACUAUUGUUUAUUACAUCUGCAACUGAUAUUCUGAUUAGAGAUACAACAAACAUACAUAUGCAAAUUACAUGCACAUUUUGUUGUUGAUUACUCAAAGCUAUAAUCGAAUUAAUUGAUAAUUUUAAUAUCAAGUCUAAUGCGCAUUGGAACCUUGUUUGACAUUUACAGCCAAAAGCAGGUCCAGCCCAGGGUUUUUGGUUGUUUCGUCUGCUCAACAGCGACGUUAAAGCUUUGAACGCCUUGGGUUUUUUCCUGCCUUGAAUCUGUCUCGUCACGUAAGAUAACUGCAGUUUUGUUUCCUUUCGGAGAUUUCUUUGCGACACAUCUACAUCUGGUUCUCUACCUUCCUACUCUUUUGUUCAACUUUACACACAUAUAUGUCGUGCCAAAUAUGAUAUUCUGCUCUUAGUCUCAUUACAUGUCCAGGCCAUUGCAGCAUUUUCUCCUAGAAUAAUUGACACAACCGUCUUAAUUAUUGAUUUACAUCGAGCUGUUUACAUCUUUCCAGAUCUUGUAGCGAUUUCCAGUUCGGGGCGAUAUGGUCUAAAUAGCACUUGGCCAUGCCAUUUUAAUCCUGCCACUGCUUUGAAGCUGUCCUUAAAAUGCCUUGCGGACAUGGGGGCGUUUGUGCAGUGACCGAGUGGCGCUUGCAUACCACCUGCCCGCUUUUAGCCCCAUUUUGCACAGCGAUUGCUCCACAGAGACCUCUGACCUCAUAGCGUAAUACAAGCCUACAACAAUCCACUGAGCUGUCUCGCAUUAAAAUCACGCAUUACACAAUGUGUAUGUCCAAUAUUACCGUGUCACAACGAACCAUGACUGUAACGAAUACCCGGUUUAUAAUGAACGUAGCUGCGGGAACGCAUUCUCUUGCGUUGAUUUAUACCUCCAUACAGCAAUUACGCUAGCAACCCCAAGCUUAUAACGAUCGUACGUGCUGCCAAAUCUCCGGUCGUUUCCCUUGGUGUCCGAUACAGUACUCUACUGUAUACGGUACUAGCGUGUGAUGUUUUUGAUGUUGUAUUUGACAAGGAGACCUGUACAAAUUUACACUGGUGUGGCGAUGCAUCGACCGUCUCCUGUUUCUUCAGAGGCCCAGUUCAAAUUGUCAUUAAACCCUUUGCUGUCUAGCGAAACGCCCCUCUGAUAUAGUCGUGAACUUUGUUCCAGGUCCGCAAGUGGUUUGUUACAAUGGGGUAAUACCUCUCUAAACACACAUGCAAGGUAUGAGCGCAGACAUGUAAGAAAUUAUCCCUGAGAGGUUUUUGGGUUAGAUUGUGUGAAUAUUAAGUGUUUUUUGUUAUUUUCUUUGAACCUAUCUACGUGACUUUACCGAAAGACCAAAGAAUAUAUAAGUGUUGUUAAACCUGCCACCACCCGACACAGCCAAUUAGUAUGGUUUGUAAUGACAUCGUAUGUAACUAUAUAAGACCGAAACAGGAGGAUUUCUCCAUAACUGGCUGUCAUCUUAUGAUGCUCGUUGUAAUUACUGGCAACACAUCAUACUCGAAUUGUAGACGCUGUGGGUUUACUUUCCAACACACCGGUGUGCUGAACUGGUAACGAAUUAUAUUCUUGGUUCUUUCGGUGAAGUCACGUAGAAGGGAAAUAAUAAAAUAAUACAAAUUUUAAACAAUUCAAUUCUCACGACGUUUCGACUGCAAUACAAGCAAUCAUCAUCAGUUGUGAAAUCCAAAGCAAGAAAAUUUGACCGCCACUUUUUACUAAUUUUCUUGCUGUGGAUUUCACCUGAUGAUUGCUUGUGUUGCAGUCGAAACGUCGUGAGAAUCUUAUUGUUUUAUAUUUUAUUAUUUCCCUUCUACGUGACUUUACCGAAAGAACCAAGAAUAUGGAAUCCCUGCAGUCACGGAAGCUUUGAAUAAUUUUUUUAGUAACGAAUUGUCAUGUUUUGAUCACGUGACAAACUUUACGAAUUGUCUGUCGGGUGGUGGCGGGUUUAACGACACAUUUACACAAUACAACCCAAAAACUCUUAUGGAUAAUAUUGUGUUAAACUGUUAGAAAUUGUUCCCGACCUAAUUAAGGUGGAGUGCACAUCGUUUUCUAUUCAUACCAGUGCCUGCCGUGCAGUACAUCUCGAGGUGUUGUGUGAAGCAGGACACGUGUCUAGGAUGGAGGAGGGAAAUGUUACCAAGGCCGGCAUUGUCAUGGCACCUCGAAUAAGCCUGUGAUCAACAGGGCAUGUUACCUGGAGGCCAGCGUUCACUGUAACCAGUUUUGGACAUGGCACAAGGUGAACAAGCGGCAGUGUUGAUGUAGACAUUGGUUUCUUGAUCUGUGCGUAUUAGGGUGCCGCUCAAUAUGAAUAUGGAAAAAUGAAGUGUCAAGAUUUCUUGGAUCGCACUCCCCCGUAAUUUGUUACUAUGGGUGUAAAAGUUAAGCUAAGAAUGUCGUUCUAAUCUGUUAGUAUUUACAGGUUGCUCAGGAUUUGCCACUAUUUGCAUAUAUGCCCUAUACUAUGACUAUUGCCUUAUGCAUUUUUAACUCCGUUGAGCAACCGGUAAAUCGAGGGAUUGUCUUUAAACUUAGAAGUGCUUCAGUUUAACAGUCAAACGAAUAACGCCAGGGAGGCAUGACUUUGUGCCCAAGUGAGUGUACAAAGUCUAAAUGUUUUUGUGAGCUCAUCGGUAAAUGUGAUUUUCUAUGGUCACGUCUACGAUUCUUUUCAAAAUUCAUCGUCGCGUUUUCAAGCGUUGCUGUAUCGUCGGUGAUCGAUGCAGUAAAUGUGUGGCCUUACGGCACGGUACCGAUUUCUCCAUAGGAUAACCUUUGUUGGGUUAUUUGCGAGUGGUGCUUACCAGUUGGUAUUCAGCUCCCUCCAAGGAAUAUAAGCAAGGAUGUAUUCGGUUAAUAUGGAGGGAGCAUCAACCCUGCCCAGGAUUUCAACUCCCUAACCUCAUUGGGCCAGCUGCUACACCUCGUGUGCUAUCGGCAGUCGCAUCAGGGGGGGGCCAGGACGAGUGAAAUGUGAACAGUUAUUCAAUUGGCAUCGGUGCUGUGUUGUUUUGCGAGACACCGGUCAAUUUCUACAUCUUCCAGCAGCAAGAAUUUUUCAUGGGAUAAUUUUUUUAUUUCAACGGUUACAAUGCAUCUUACGGUAGCAGUUUCUUGUAGGUUGGUGUGGGUGUGUUUUUAGGUCGUGAUCGUGUUGGUACCGCGAGUGAAAAGAGGCUGAGUGAUGCAAUUGCCGAGUUACCGACACGGAUUGUGGAUGUUUGAAUUUUCGCGAUUGGUGAGGCACCGUGAGAAUGUAACGCACCAAUAAAGUGCUGCGAAAUGGCAGUUCUACGCAAUUUAUUUUCAAACCACGUCUAUUGAGCUGGUGGAAGUUGAUUAUUACAUGAUCCAUAUUUUAAUCAAAAUUUACUCGCAAGAUUUUUCACGUGAUUUUGUGUUUGCGUACCAGGUCGAGUGUUAAGGUUUAAUUUAAAGAGGCAGCCUCUUUAAAGUGUCUCCGUGUCCAAUUCCUUUGCUUGUAUUGUGUAAUUGUUUAUUUACGCACACACUACGAUUUUUAACUCUGAAUACAAUACAAAUAAUUCAGGUAACAAUUACGCUAAUUACCUGUACACAGUAAUAAUCCAUGAUCAAACACACUGGAGUAUGAUAACGGAGAAGUGAAUGUAUGUGGGGGUUUUUUUUUUUUCCCCCUGCAAUUGUUUUGAUUUUCUUUGCAUGCAGCUUUACUCUUGUGGAUGUUUUAAGCAGAAUGUGAAUCUGUUGGUCUGUACAAGGCAACUUAAUUGUUUUUUUUUUACUUUGGAUUUCACAAAGACGUCUUAUGCCUCAUUUCCACAGCCACGGGGGUGGGGGGGGGGACCCAGUUUCUACUCGCCAGGAAUCGGGCACCGGGCCCCAGAGUUAUUGCGCUCUUUACCUACGAAAAAGCCUCAUCGAGUCUCCUUUUUAGGAAGCGCCUGGCAAGUUUUCACAAUGUUACUGCGUGUAAUCGCAAAUUAAUAAUUUACAAGUAAUUUUUCAGAAUUGGGAUGUUUGGCCAAUGCCAGUUUCAUUGGACGUUUAAUUUUUUUGAGCUUGCGGGAGGAAACUGCAGAACCUGGUGGAAACCCAUACGGAACCAAGAGGAGAGAAAAUACAAUCUCAACAAGGCACCCAUGUCCAGAAUCGAACACAGGAUCUGUUAGCUGAUGCACGAGUCUGAGAUUUUGAGCCGUGAAGUUCUGUGGUUCUGCCACUGCUGCUCCCAUCAUUCUUGCUGCUUCUACCCUUACUCUUCGUGGCCAGAGGUGCUAUUGAGAAGGCUGCAGUCUGGAACUUGAUGGGGAUGUGAUGGCCUCGAGUUGCUGUGAUACGGCUUUAGUACGAUAUCGCAUCAUGUAAAAGCCACAAUUAUCUUAUGCAUGGGCCAUUUUAUUUUGUAUUCCCUUAUGAUGUUAAUGCAAUUUUGAAUAAUAUUCACAAUAAUAAUUGGAGUUCUAAAUAAGUAGCCAUUACCCAUGAAAUUAGGGCUUUGCACAUUUCCAGAUAUUGAUGUCAAUGUGGUUGUGUCACCAUUUUUCCAACAGCAUUAUAAGCAUUAGCGAUUGCAAAAUUGCAAUAAUUAAAGACUUAUGGCUGGCUUAUGUUGAGUGAACUGCAGUUGAAUAACUUGGAAGCAAUAAUUCAUUUUUAUAUGUAUCAAAGUGCAAAAACAAGACAAAUGUGAAAUACAAUUACAAAGUUAAGGGACACUCAUUGCAGUAAUCAUCACAUUGUCAAAUGUAAUUUUGUAAUGUAUUGCGAAAAAACUAUCACAGCAACCCGAGUUCACCCAAGUGGACGAGCUGUGGGCUCGGUGCAAUGCAAUCUCACCAUGGUUGCCCGGUUCUCACUGUAGAAAUGAGGCUGAAACUGAGGAAGACACUUUCACAAAAUUGAAAGUAUCUUUUUAAAAAACAAAAAUCAUGACCAGGUCUGGGCUGAGUAAAGUACUCGAGCGGAUGAAGUCAUUAAGGGUUAUGCAAUUCUUCGACAUUGACUGCGUUGUAACGAUUUACCUCUGAUUAGCAGGGUCGGUUGCGUAUAGCGCGAAAGAAGUUCAACGUACUAUGAAUGAGACGAAACAAUAAUAAUAAUGGUGUACUUUGUGCGACGGCGCGGGUGGAGAUGAUGUAUUGUGAAUGUAUCCCCAUGAGAAAUGUUCGGGUGAUUUUUCGAGGCGCGUGCAUGCAGCGUUGUCACACGUCGGCGACUGGUGGUGCCAACCCCUCGCACGACCGGAUCUUUGCCCGUGGUGUGUGCCAUACUUAAGUCACACCGUGCUUCCAUUUCUCUAUUGACCGGACUAAGGUUUUACCGAAGGGUUUUUUUAUGUUUUGUAAUAUGCAUAUUUUAAUUAUGUAUAUCCAGAAAUGACAAAAAUAAAACAACUAUUUUUUGAA